Aphanomyces invadans is the source of this 108-nucleotide messenger RNA. RefSeq lists its product as hypothetical. Lineage: Eukaryota; Oomycota; Saprolegniomycetes; Saprolegniales; Verrucalvaceae. The record is from RefSeq and is a predicted model, not a curated record. Bases 1 to 108 code for a protein of 35 amino acids. The transcript is spliced from 2 exons.
AUGCUUGAAGACAAGUUGGUUACGUACCGUGUCUCCAAGGCCAACGAACAAGCUCGGGACACUUAUGUCAGCACAAUGGUGCCCACUGUCACAAUGUCCCCGCGCUGA